GCCGAGCCUCUGUCUCUAUUUGCAUUUAUAUAUUCUUUCUUGUCUUGUCUUUCUAAAUAUAUAUGCUGGUCGAUUUUUUUUCUUUUCUGGGGUUCGAUUUGUGCUUGUGUGUUCUUUGGAUUCAUUAAUUUUAUAGCCUGCUAUUGGUUUCUUCGGUUACUUUAAUUAAUUUUUAAUUUUUUAUUGCAUACUUGAAAUGAGUUUGUUCCAUUUUUUGUUUGUAUUGUGAUUUAUUUGGGAAAAGAAUGAUCUAUUUGGGGCCUGGAAAAUUACCCAUAGGAGCCAGAUACAUUUUGCGUCAUAAAACAAAAAUUUUUGCCUCUGGUUGUUCUUCUUCUGUGCUGGUGAUCUUCUUGAGAUGGAAGUCAUUAUAUCUUGAUUUAUGCUAAUAUAAUUGGAGCAUAGUCUGUCAUGUGGAAAAGAAUUUUCACUGGCUGGGAAAUUUAUGAAGACCGGUUGAGAGACUUCUACAUUGUGAACUUUUUGGUAAUUACUUUUGAGUAAAGUGCUUACAUAUUCUACAGAAACCUAAUUUAGGAGGAAAAGAGAAAACUGGUAAUAUAGUUUGUACCCAUGAUUAUGAUGUUAUGGAGACUAAGGUGCCCAAAUUAAUUGUUUUGAUUGGCACCGGGUGUCAGAGAACAGCAACCCAACUAAUACCUGGAGUGCACAAGCCCUUGGCAAGGAGUUUCCCGGUAGUGCACCUCAAGUAAUUCAAAGGGAAAAUCUUCGAAUCCGAUGGCCCUUAUAGAUUGUUUGCACCAAGAGGGUUUGAAUCUUAGACCUUGGAUGGAGCAUACCACGAAGACCAAGGCCUUUACCACUUGAGUCACUAAGGGAUACUAAGUUCUAACAUGGCAACGAAGUACAUUGUAGGAGGUAUUCUGGGAUCUUUUGCAGUUGCGUAUACUUGCGACUAUUUUCUUGCUGACAAGAAGAUAUUUGGUGGUACCACGCCCAAAACUGUUUCAAACAAGGAAUGGCAGGAAGAAACAGAUAAGAAAUUCCAGGCUUGGCCUCGCACUGCAGGGCCUCCUGUUGUGAUGAAUCCCAUCAGCCGUCAGAAUUUCAUUGUCAAACCCCGUUUAGAAUAGUGAAGCUUGCAUCUUUGGAAAAUCGCUUGCUGAGUUUUUUUUCGGAAGAAUGGUCCUCUUCUUUUGUUAUUAGAUCUUUUAAUAAUUGAUUUUAUAAACUGUUUUGCUUCAUUUUUGAGGAUGUGGAAUUUGUUUUCUAACCAUCUGAAGUAUUGCCAACUUCAAACUGUAUUCAUUCUGUUGUUAAGUGGGAGUAUAAACAUUUACCAUUCGAAGCUCAAGUUUCUCCUUCCCAUCCUUAA
Carya illinoinensis is the source of this 1336-nucleotide messenger RNA. RefSeq lists its product as uncharacterized. The coding region runs from base 855 to 1094 and encodes 79 amino acids. The record is from RefSeq and is a predicted model, not a curated record. The transcript is spliced from 3 exons. Lineage: Eukaryota; Viridiplantae; Streptophyta; Magnoliopsida; Fagales; Juglandaceae.